GCUAUAGUACUCUAUGGAGUAUUAAAUGGAAAUUAAGAGAAUUGACACAGAAGCCAGCUUCAAUUUUCAUUUUUUUUACCCCCAGUCUGGCAUUUGUUGUUGAAUUUCAUUUUAAAAGGAUGCUUUGUUCAGCUUUGUCUCAGUUUAAGUACAGAUUUAUUUUUAAGAUUAAAGAUUAGAACAAUGGGAAGCAAUUGCAGCUUAUACACUUAUAGUCUUACUGAGAGUCAACUUAAAAGUAUUUCGUACAGCUAUCUCAGUGUCCUCUUGUCAUUUGUUUUAUGCCAGUUAGUUGUAAUUUCUUUCUGGACUGCAACAAACAGUGUAAAAAAUGCCUAUUAUCUUUAUGUGUAAUCCAUUCUCAUGAACAAAUUAGAUUUUUCUUCCAUGAAUGAACUAUAAUAUGAAAUUUAAUGUUCUGACCUUUCUUAUGCUGGGUUGCUGAAAACAGUGUCAUUUAGCUUUUCUGAUAGUCCAAGCAUAUUUUUUGUUGUUGGUUUAAUGCAUUUUUUUAUAUUGUUGCUUUUAAUUGCAGAAAAAAACAACAUUUUAUGUGUAAUUUUCUCACUACUUCUUAAUGUAUGAAGGCUCCAAAGUUCUUGCAGUGUAAAAUAAAAACUCCUUAUUGUUUUUUUUUUUCCUGGGAGCUCUGAUGGCCUGUCUUGUUAAUGAUAGUCAUUUCUCUGGCAGGAAGAUGUUUUCAUUUAUAUUUACUUCUCAGUACAGGGCAAUUAUGCUGCUCUGCGUUGUGCACUCUUCUUAGUUUCUAUCUCAAAAGAACUGCAGCGCUUGAAACAGGACUGCAGUUUGAAGCAGGUGUUGUGUUUUACUGUUAUGCAAAAUAACACUAAAAUAUAAUUGUAAAGGAAAUUCGGGAAACAGGUGCAAACUUGGUGUGGUAACCACUACAGUUCUUGCAGCAUCUUACAUCGCAUCUAGCACAGUAAAGAUGUGUUCCAGCAAAGCUCACCCCUGAUGAUUUUUGCUGCUGAAACCUUGUUGUCAUGAGAGAGGUCCAUGAGGUCUCACAGGGGAGGACCAGGCUGUAACCACAGUUACAAUGCUCUGCCAUCUCCAGUGACAGUUUUGAAAUCCACGCUUUAACUUUUAAUUUCAUCUUCAUUUUUUUUUCCUUUUAAUUUUUUCCUUUUUUCCUUCCAAUACUAAAGAAGACGAAGGAUAGAAUCCAGUUGCUAGAAUGAAGGUUGCGGGAUGUCUUAACCCAACCAACAUAUGGAAGCCUACAUAGGCCUGAGGUGGUAAAAUAGUAAAAUAAAUGGCCUAUAGCAGGCCAUCUGCCAUUUGCAGAGCGUUUUCAUCGUGCCUCGUGCCAAACUGGAAAUUACUCUUUGUAUUAAAAAUAUAUUUGGAAUACAAAUCAAAGAUUUCAAAUGCUCGGUGUUACACAUGGCAAGCACAUUUCUAUCUGGGAGCUAGAGAAGCCCAGGGAAAUUGCGCUGGAAAAAUAUUGCUUGGUUUGGUGCUUAGGGCUCAAGUAAUUCUCUUCUCUUUCCCAUCCCUUUGUCUUCUCAGUAAGCAAGGAUUUACUUUUGUGAAAUGCACUCCAGAUAGGAAAAGUCCGCUCUUGCAUGUGGCAGCUAAAGGGAGGAAUUUCAGUGGGUUCCGAGAGUGGUGAUUUCAUGCAAGUCCUUGCAGCUAGUCCCAGCUGAGGAUCUACCUCAUAAACGGGGCUUUUACAGAGUGGCUCAUCUUGAAAGUAUCCUUCGACCAUCAGCUGAUCAAUUCCCGAUCCUCAGGAUAUUGACCGGAGACACUGGAGCCCGGGUUUUGCCCAGGAAGCUCAGCUGAGCGUGUUUGGGAGGUUCUGGCUCUUGGGCUGUGCUGGUACCACAGCACACACCCAGGCCUAACGCAAAAUGUGUUUAAGAGCACUCUGAAGAAGCCAGACAGGGAUGCAGAGAGAGGGAAGAGCCUUUUUCUUUCACCUUAUGCAGAAACAUGCAUAAAAUCGCGCUUUAAUCAGAUAAAUCAUUGCUGUCUGCUGACAGUGAAUCCAAACCAGUUUCAGUGCUAGCGAGCUAUAAUGUGGAUAUUUUGUUAACAUUGCCUAGAUACUCGCCUUCCUCUGGGCACAUAAACGCCUCGAUUCAAAGGUACUUGGGUGUGCCUUUUGCUGUGCAAUUGUAAAGUGUUCUCUACAUCGGUUUCUUGCAAGUUUCUCAGUUGUUAGUGCUCUAAAGCUACAGCAGCGGCUUGAAAACAAGUGUGCAGGUUUGUGGAAAGUCCUCUGUCCUUCAGGAAGCUGGCUCCACUUGUGAGUUUUCGUGGUUGCAAUUAAACGCAAGAUGUUAUUUAAAAUCGAGGAUAUGAAAUGAGGAGUAUUUAAGGGGAGCUUUCAACACAGAUAUGUUAUUCCCCCUUCCCCCACCCCCUGAAGAUAAAGCCUUACUUUAAGCAUUCAUCCUUUGGAUGUGUCUGAUGAUGAUGGAGCUGGAUGAUGAAGUAAUUAAAAAAAAAAAAAAAAGUGAAUAGUAAUGCGUGGAGAGGGGUGAUGGGUACAUCGGGAAUAUAGAAAAAGAUCUCAAAUCUGACUAGAUCUCAAAUCUGAAUGGAAGUCAGGAGAGUGUAGAGCACUGGGUCAGGGUGUGUUUACAUCUCAUGGCUUACAGCAGCGUGUGCUGUCUGUCUCUCCUGGCAGAGGUCACGGAGUUGAUGCGGAGCUGCUGGGAGUCAGGAUCUGCCCGGACCACAAUGCCCUGCCCUGCCCCUGGCCUUGGGAAGCUGUGAGCUGCUCAUGUCCAUAAGGAGGAAGGAUGGCUCAUGGAAUUCCUUCACAAGGCAAAGUUACCAUAACGGUGGAUGAGUACAGCUCCAACCCAACGCAGGCGUUCACACACUACAACAUCAACCAGAGCCGCUUCCAGCCUCCCCACGUGCAUAUGGUCGACCCUAUCCCAUAUGACACUCCAAAACCAGCGGGCCACACGCGCUUUGUCUGCGUCUCAGACACGCACUCCAGAACAGAUGGCAUCCAGAUGCCCUAUGGGGACAUCCUGCUCCACACGGGCGAUUUCACCGAGCUGGGACUGCCCUCUGAGGUUAAGAAGUUUAAUGACUGGUUAGGAAACCUACCAUAUGAAUAUAAAAUAGUGAUUGCUGGGAAUCAUGAACUGACAUUUGAUAAGGAAUUCAUGGCAGACCUUGUUAAACAAGAUUACUACCGCUUUCCCUCUGUGUCCAAAUUGAAACCAGAGGACUUUGACAAUGUUCAGUCACUCCUGACAAAUAGUAUUUACUUACAAGAUUCAGAGGUAACAGUUAAAGGAUUCCGAAUAUAUGGUGCCCCGUGGACACCCUGGUUUAAUGGAUGGGGCUUUAAUCUACCCAGAGGUCAGUCUUUGCUAGACAAGUGGAACCUUAUUCCUGAGGGAAUUGAUAUACUAAUGACACAUGGACCUCCCCUUGGUUUUCGAGACUGGGUUCCCAAGGAGCUGCAGAGAGUGGGCUGUGUGGAGCUGCUGAACACAGUGCAGAGGAGGGUCAGGCCCAAACUCCACGUCUUUGGUGGGAUCCAUGAAGGUUAUGGGAUCAUGACAGAUGGCUACACCACCUACAUCAACGCCUCCACCUGCACAGUCAGCUUCCAGCCCACCAACCCUCCCAUCAUCUUUGACCUUCCCACCCCUCAAGGAUCCUGAAGCACUACUGGGGAAGGUCUAUAAACUGCCAUUUUCUAAUUACAAAACUUACAUUCAUGUUUAUUUCAAAACAGGGGCUAGGGGGGAUUUUGGGGGAGCCGUGGGGGGGGGGGGGGUUUGUUUUGGGGUGGGGUUUGGGAUUUUUUGUUUUUUGGUUUUUGGGGGUUUUUUUUAAUUUGUAAAUUGCUGGUGCAAAAGAAACAAGAAGAAAAGUUAGAGGUUGUGCUUUUUGGAAAUGCAGCAUUCAUUUUAAAUUGAUAAAGCAUUGUGAAUUUGUAAAAUGAAUUUUGUUUUUCAAUAAAUUUGCCAUUGUAAAUUGUUAUAGUGUUCUCAAAAGGACAGCCAAGCUUUCUUUUAAUAAGUGAGAGACCUUAUUUUAAUAUUAUAUUAUAAGCUAAAAAAUAGGCAGCAUUUAAAUACACCCAAAUUUGCACAACUUUUGUUAUUGUUGGGGUUUUUUUAAGUGUCUUCUUUUUCCCUAGGUUUAAAUGUUAGCUUUUUGUCUCAAUUUAUAUAAAUUUUUUUAGUAGCACAAGCAAUGUUUUGGGGUUCAUUUACCUCUUGACACGUGUGCAUGUACUUAAACUUGUUUCUAUUCAUGGUAUAAUGCAGCAAGGGGAGAAUAGACUUCUCAGUUGUUUGUCUCUUCCUGCUUUGUAAAGACUGAUCUAGAUAGCCACAGCCAGUAUGUGAUAUCUACCUUCUGUUGUUUCUUUUUUAAAUUAUUUUAGCUUUAAACGACUGGGGGUGAAAGCUGCAAAGAGCAGGUAUUUCAUGCAGUAAAAAAAAAAAAAAAAAUGUAAAUGCGGACUCCUUUUAAAUAUGAAUUUAUAUAUAUAUGUAUUUUUUGUGCAUUAUAACUAAGCUAGGAUUUAAUAUUGCCAGUAUAGCAUCUGCAAAAUUAUGCUGUACAGCACAUCUAAAUUAUGAAGGAUGUGAUACAUUUUUCCAAGUGCUCAAGGCCUUCAAGAGCCCGAGUUAAAUCUUUGUUGUAGUUCAGGCAUGUAUAGAGUCAAAUGGAUACAAUCAAGCCUAAAUAAAAUAAGGCUUAGUUGUCCUUUAUAUUUAAAUAUUCUUCUUGUCUUUUUUAUUUCCUUUUUCUUAUUUUGCACUGUGUGUAAAUGCAAUCUCACUAGCACAAAAUAUUGUUGCAGAUAGUUAUUUCUGUUCCACCACUGUAAAUGCUAUUGAGCUUUGUUCUGUUUUAUGUUACCUUGUUAAUGGAAUUUAGAAAAGCAGUUGUUUCUUUAAAUUUAUUGUGAUAUUAUAUCUAGCGGCCUUUAUAUGCAAAUAAAAUUGCAAGAUUUUUAAA
Messenger RNA from Taeniopygia guttata (zebra finch), 4971 nucleotides. The record is from RefSeq and is a predicted model, not a curated record. NCBI's taxonomy places the organism in Eukaryota, Metazoa, Chordata, Aves, Passeriformes, Estrildidae.